This is a messenger RNA of Dissoconium aciculare CBS 342.82, 3039 nucleotides long. RefSeq lists its product as uncharacterized. NCBI's taxonomy places the organism in Eukaryota, Fungi, Ascomycota, Dothideomycetes, Mycosphaerellales, Dissoconiaceae. Gene Ontology annotation, molecular function: protein binding; mRNA binding. The transcript is spliced from 2 exons. The record is from RefSeq and is a predicted model, not a curated record. Gene Ontology annotation, biological process: mRNA 3'-end processing. The coding region runs from base 1 to 3039 and encodes 1012 amino acids. Gene Ontology annotation, cellular component: nucleus.
AUGGCAGAAGAGUAUGACCCGCUUGAUCCUCCUACCUACGAUGCGGCCGAUGAAAGCUACGAUCCCGAUGACUACGACAACGCGGAGGAGCCCGGCGAUGUGCCCGAGGAGGAUGCGCGUGAUGAUGAGAGCGAUUAUGACCCGUCGAGUUUCGAUGUAGGCGAUCGUGACCAGCAGGCAGAGACCGCGACGCCUCAAGUAGCGCAAACUCUGGUCAAUCCCGAAACAACUACACAACCUUCAAAAAUCAAGACCAAAGCAGGCUUCAUUGUGGAUGAGAGUGAUGAUGAAAGAGACGAUGAAAAUGGGGCAUCUUCAGCUCAGUUGAAUGAGGCAGCGAGCGGUCGGACAGAUUUGGGUGUCACUUCGUUGGCGGGAGCUCAGGAUAUUUCCUUACAUAGUGCACCACAAGAGACUGUUGCAUCAAGCAAAAGUAUCAACGGGUCCACCACUGUUCCUGUGUCUACAUCUGCUUCUCCUGUCCCUACUCCCUCUCUCCAAUCUUCUGUGCCAACUCAGGGUAAGCCAACAACGCCAUUGCCGCCGACCACACAAACAUUACAACCAACAGCACCGACGUUGAGCACAGCAGCUUCCACAAUUACUGCCCCAGCUCAGGCGCCCACAUCAUUACCUGCCAGACUCCCGCAUGACAAGGUCGGCCAGCUUGAAGAUCGGAUCAAGGAUGAUCCAAAAGGUGAUGCGACUGCUUGGACCAGUCUGAUCGAUCAUUAUCGUGAAAAGGGACAGCAUGACUUUGCACGCAAUGUUUAUGAGCGAUUCUUCAAAGUCUUUCCCUACGCUGUUUCGACGUGGAUCAAAUAUAUUGAGAUGGAGCGCGAGCUUGACGAGACCAACAAUAUUGUUGCUAUUCUCAAUGACUGCCUGACCAAGGUUCCCAAUGUGCAUUUAUGGCAGUUGUACCUUGAUCAUGUGCGCCGCGCCUUACCACUAAUGAAUGACACCGACGGUAGGAACCGCGGACAGAUUGCAGGCGCCUUCGAAGCAACUCUCGAUAAUGUGGGCAUUGACCCGGAUUCUGGAUCAUUGUGGCGCGAAUACAUCGAUUUCCUCAAAGAUGGACCUGGCACUAUUGGUGGCACAUCAUGGCAAGAUCUCCAAAAGGUCGACGUCUUGCGCAAGGCUUAUCAACGAGCCUUCAAAAUCCCACACUCCGAAUUCGUCAAGAUGUGGAAAGAAUACGAGUCAUUCGAAAGGACUGUUGGCCCUCAAAUGGUCCGCAAGCAUAUUGCGGAGCAAAGUCCGCACUACAUGCAGGCUCGAACAGCCAAGACCAGGCUGGAUCAAAUUUGUGAAGGUCUCGAUCGAUCAUCAAUGCCGCGUCUGCCUCCAAUCCAUGGCUGUGCGGGUGAAGAUGAAUUUGGCGACCAAGUGGACAGGUGGAGAGCAUGGGUAGGAUGGGAAAAGAACGAGGAUCCGUUGGUCUUCCGUGGCACGGAAGACGAAGCAUAUCAGAAACGUGUGCUCUACGCGUACCGACAAGCGACAAUGUUCCUCUGUUUCUACCCCGAUAUUUGGUUCGAGGCAGCUACAUGGUGCUUCGCUCAGGGAGGAGAGAAGAUGACAUCCGAAGGCGAGGGCUUUCUGGAUCGAGGUAUCUCGGCGAACCCUGAAUCGGUCCUCUUAGCACUCAUGAAGGCUGAUCGGGUCGAGUCCUCCUUGGAAACUGGGAACACAGAUGAUGUCCUCAUCCGCAACGGAGAAAAGCUGGAUAUUCCAUUCGAAGGUGUGCACACAGCAUUGUACGCACUACGAACGAGAAUGCAGGAUCGGGACAAGCGAUUAAUCGCUCACAUCCAAGAUCAUUUUGCAAGCCUGCCACCCAACGAGGAUGCCAUCCAGGAGCAGGACGAAGAAGACGCAGCCCAUGGGACGAAGCUCACAGGCCACGAAGCAGCAAUGAAGGUGCAAGUGGAGGCUGUGCGCCAUGCAUCUUCUGUCCAAAUGGACAAACUAAAGCGGACCAUCUCAUCAGUAUGGGUGGCGAAGAUGCAAGCCUUCCGCCGAGUCCAAGGCCAGGGAAAACCUUCCAAGAAAGGGGAGGCUGCUUCCAACACUGUCAAGGGUUUCCGCGGUGUGUUUUCUGACUCUAGACCGCGAGGUAUGCUGUCCAGCGAUGUAUACAUCGCUUCAGCUCUAAUGGAAUGGAACUGCUACCGCGAUCCCUCGGCAAUCAAGAUCUUCGAGCGCGGCAUGAAGCUUUUCCCUAGCGACGAGACUUUUGUGCUGGAAUACAUCAAGCAUUUGAUUGCGGGCGGCGAUCUGACCAAUGCACGCGUUGUUUUUGAGUCAACAGUCAAGAAGAUCGCAGAUGCCCCUGACAUGGCUCUUGAGCAGAAGAGACAGAAGAGCAGGCGUCUAUUGGGCUACAUGCAUGAACAUGAAAGCAAGUAUGGUGACCUCGCUCAGAUACACAAGGUUGAGAAGCGCAUGAGGGAGCUCUACCCAGAGGAGCCCGACAUCAGCCAUUUCAGCCAUCGCUACGCUUUACCUGAUUUCGACGCCAUCGACAUCCAACUCAUCAUAAGCCCAACACAAGCGCUCCCUCGUCCAAUGCACCCACAGCCGAUCGUCCAAUCCGCACCACCAAACAACAACAAUGCCGAAGUCUCCACCUCCAUCGAAGCGCCCGAAAUACUCCUCGGUCCGAAUGGACCCUACGUCGCCAGUCCGAAACGGCCGCUCGAGGACUCUGACAACGAGGCUCCUCAGCGCAAAUUCCUACGCGCAGAGUCCCCACUGAAAGGCGCCGCGGGCAUCCGCAUCCAAAACAACAAAGCCAGCGCGCACGCCGCGAGCAACAGCAUCGGCGGCAAUUCCAACUCUGGCUUCGCCACCAAGACGUUCAUCCCUCAAUCAUCGGCUCCAGCACCUCUGCCGCCUCGCAUUGAGGCCUUGUUGCAGAUGCUCCCGAACGCAUCGAGUUACAAUCAAGUCCGCCUAGACCCUGCGAAACUGGUCGCAUUCCUCCCGUCGGUGUACGUGGAUUACAACAAGGCCAUGGCGACGAGACCCUGA